AUGGCACAAAAGCAUCCAGGAUUUCAGUGGAGUAACCCAAAUGGUGCAGAAAACUCUCAAAGCUUCCAGAAACAACAGGUACAGGGUCCGCCAGGAUACCAGAGUCAAAUUGUGGGCAACCAGGUCACUGAUGAAAAGAUGGAAAGCCAAAAUUCGUCCCUCAAAAAUCUGGAAAUUCAGUUAAGCCAAUUGGCAGCUCUUGUGUUCGAAAAGAUUCAGGGUCCCUUACCAAGCAAUACAGAGAAAAAUCCAAAGGAGCACCUUAAGUUCAUCACUUUACGGUCAGGUAAGGAACUUGAUGAACCUUAUGCAGACAAACAAGAAAAAAACCAGAUAGAACAACAGGUAGACAUGGGUAAGAAUAUUGAAAAACCAUCUGAACCAUCAAAGGAGAAAGAAAUAAAGAAUAAGGAAGAAAAAAUUUCUGAAAAAAUGGCUGCCCCACCUGUGACAAUUCCUUUUCCACAAAAAAUGAAACGAGAAAAGGUUGAUGGUCAAUUUGCAAAGUUUUUGGAAAUCUUAAAACAGAUUCAUAUUAAUAUUCCUUUUACUGAUGCUUUGUUGCAAAUGCCUUCAUAUGCUAAAUUUUUAAAAGAAAUUUUGUCAAGUAAAAAGAAAUUGGAAGAAGUUUAUGUGGUAAUGCUUACUGAAAAAUGCAGUGCUAUACUUCAAAAUAAGCUACCACAAAAACUUGGUAAUCUUUGCAGUUUUACCAUUCCAUGCACUUUGGGAGGUGUAUAUUUUGAAAAAGCACUUGGCGAUUUUGGAGCUUCAAUAAAUUUGAUGCCAUUUUCUAUCUUUAGAAAAUUAGAUCUUGGUGAAAUGAAAGAUAUAGGUGUUUCUCUUCAGUUUGCAGAUCAAAGUACUAAGAAACCUAAGGGAAUAAUAGAAAAUGUGCAUGUAAGAGUAGAUAAGUUUGUUUUCCCUUUAGAUUUUGUAGUACUUGAAAUGAAAGAAUGUCCUGAUGAACCGAUAAUUUUGGGUAGACCAUUUCUUGCUACAGGAAGAGAAAUCAUAGAUGUUCACCAAGGGCAACUAAUCUUGAGAGUUGAUGAAGAAAGAGUCAUUUUUUAUAUGCAAAAGAUACUAAGAUUUUCAGGAGAUGAGACAUCAUCUUCAUGCUUUUCUAUUGACAUGAUUAGUGACCUUGCAAAUGAAUUUAAAGAUGAUCAAUUAAUUUCAGACUCAAUGAAAAGAUGUUUGACCAAAUCAGGCACGGCACAAGAUGAUGAUCCCACAAUUAGGAGAGAAGCUGAAAUACUGGAAAAAGAUUCAGAGGAUAAGGAGAUGCAAUCGGAAGAAGUUCAACCAAAAAUUGAACUCAACGUUCUUCCUCUCAUUUAA
Nicotiana attenuata is the source of this 1344-nucleotide messenger RNA. RefSeq lists its product as uncharacterized. The record is from RefSeq and is a predicted model, not a curated record. Bases 1 to 1344 code for a protein of 447 amino acids. NCBI's taxonomy places the organism in Eukaryota, Viridiplantae, Streptophyta, Magnoliopsida, Solanales, Solanaceae. The transcript has 2 exons.